Eruca vesicaria subsp. sativa (arugula) is the source of this 1803-nucleotide messenger RNA. NCBI's taxonomy places the organism in Eukaryota, Viridiplantae, Streptophyta, Magnoliopsida, Brassicales, Brassicaceae. The record is from the annotation of a GenBank genome assembly.
CAGGCCCAAUUUUAAGGCCCAUUAUAGAGAGCGCGCCAAACCAGAUCACCACACGUGUCAAUCAAAUAUCUUCUUCACUUAAGGCCGAACUUAAGACCCAUUAAAGAAUAUCCAAAAACCGCUUAUCGGAGCUAUUCGUCUUCUCCGGCGAAAUCGCAAAAACUGCGCAAACCAAAGGUCCCGACUUUGGAUACCAAAAGUCACAAAAAUGGAGGAUAUCGACGAAUGGGUCGCCGAAUUUUUCAUCUUUCGUCAACGAAACCCUAGGAUUUCCCCUACCAACCUCCUCUCGUUACUCAAACUAAAAGAUUCCCCCGACAACACGAAGCUCAAGACUUUCUCCGUGUUACGAGACAUCUCCAAUUCCUUGAUCCGAGGCACAAUCGACGAAGGAACGCUCGACCUCCUCGAGCUUCUCGAGAAGCUUCACUCGCCGCUACUCACGGAGUCUCACAAGUCCGCUUAUUGCUGGACGGCUGCUGAAUGCACGGUUAAGUUCAUGUGGCCGUUGCGUGUUUCCGAUAGUUUGUUAAACGACGCCGUUGAGAGGAUAUGGGGGAAAAGGAUUGGGGUUUUGAAAGGGAGUGGGAGUGGUUUGGUGACUCAGGAGUUGUUGAAAUGGGAGGAUGAUGUGAAGAUGGCGGUUGAGGAUGAUAGGGUGUAUCAGAGGAUACGUGAGAGUAACGUUAGGUAUAAAGCUGUUUCCUUUUUAACUCAGCUUAUUAAAGAGCAGGGGGGGUUGCUUGGGAGCUCGGCUCUUGAAUCUGUUGCUCGAAGGAGGUUUCUUAAACGCAAGGCGGAGAGUGAUAUCCCAAGGGAUGGUGAUGAAAGCACUGAGCGGUUGGAGAGUGAUGGGUUUGAUAAGGUGAAUGGGGGAGAGGAGGAGAGGACACAAGAACAGGAGCAUGAGUCAAGUCUUGAUAAGGGUGACAAAAGGGUUGCUAGGGAGCUGAAGGAGUGUUUGUUAAUGAUUCAAAGACAAAUCGAUCCUUCCACUAGUCAUGUGCAUGAACCUAACAGUCCAAUGACUCCUCGGCCUACUCGGUUUAAUAGGACUGGAACAACAAGUGGUCAGGGUAAUGCAAGUGAGAAAGGUUCGGGUAGUCAGGAUACAUAUUCUGGCAGAGUUCGGCCUCAUCUACCAACCCCUGAGCCUCUGAAUGUAUCCCCGUUGAGGAAGGUAGAACCCGCUGUUAGAAGGCGAAAGAAAUUCUGGACGCCUGAAGAAGAGGCAGCUCUGAGGGAAGGAGUUAAAGAGUAUGGUAAGUCAUGGAAAGAGAUAAAGAAUGCAAACCCUGCAGUAUUCGCAGAGAGGACUGAGGUGGAUUUGAAGGACAAAUGGAGGAACUUAACUCGGUAGAAGUAACAUCUUUUGAAGGAUAAAUAGGUUUGAGUUGGUUUUUGGAGUUUUCCCUGUGGAGAAAGGGUCUUUCACAUUUUGUAUGCUGAAUGGUAAUGAUGAAAAGAGCAGACUAUAAUGAUAUGCUCGUAGGACAAUUCUGGCUGCAACCUUUAUUGUAGUCAGUGUCAAAGUUAUGCAGCUGUUCUUGUUGCCGAUAUAUUCUGUCAUUAAUUUAUUUUCCUAUUAAUUUGUUUCUCUAUGUCUCUCCUUUUCCACGUGUUAUGUAACGUUAAAAUAGUAGUCAAAUAUGCAUUUAAGAGCUAUGAUUGCAUCUUAACAUUCUGACCUCAAAGCUAAGUAGGAUGAUGAACGUAUAUAUUGGUUACUGCAUGUUUGUUAUGUGUUUACCAGUUUACUGCAGAACCCUGAACUCCUUAAGAGCUGCAGGAGUUAGCCGCCAA